This is a messenger RNA of Schizosaccharomyces octosporus yFS286, 2321 nucleotides long. Its product is annotated as meiotic spindle pole body protein Kms1. NCBI's taxonomy places the organism in Eukaryota, Fungi, Ascomycota, Schizosaccharomycetes, Schizosaccharomycetales, Schizosaccharomycetaceae. Bases 223 to 2019 code for a protein of 598 amino acids. The transcript has 3 exons. The record is from RefSeq and is a predicted model, not a curated record.
UCACUAUUGUUUUCCUUUCUUCUGGGUGUCUAGCGGCAGCACAAUGCUGGUGUGAUAGCCAAUUUCAACUCAUUCUUGUUAAUUUUAUUGGGUUUUUACUUUAAUUUCAGGAAAAUUAUCAAUUAAUAGAAGGAACUUGAUUCAGUGUCGUUUACUACGCGUAAAAAGGAAUCGAGUCGCUUUUAUAGUGAUCUUCUAAAAAGGGCGCGAUUUUCGCGCGUCAUGCAGAAUCCACAAGACUUUGAUUUAAUUUUUGAUUCUUAUGAUUUUGGAAAGGAAGGAAAAAUCAGCCUAACUAAAUUGCUAUCAGUAAUAGGUGACCUCGAGCUUUUACGUUCAAGUUCUGCUCCCCCUUUACUCAACGAAUUUCAAAGGCGUGCUACUUCAGAGUUCGUACAAAAAAAUCCAACUCUUUCCAUUAACAAGGAUAACCUACGAGAGUUACUAAUCAAGUUGGUACAAUUCAGUAAAAGUGAAAAUGCUAGCUCUGUAGAAAAUCCCGUUGAACAGUUUUUUUUUCCUUUGGUGCAGCAGUCGCAAGCAUUAUCAUCACCUUCUCAAGAACAUGCCGUGGAAGAUUCUUCUUUCGACUCCAUAGAAAGUCCUUCUAAAAUUCAAGCUCAAAAACUUCUUUUGCCGAAUAAUUCCAAUAAACUGGAGAUGAAAUCUCCAAAUAUUUUGAGCACUCCUUUUGCUCACUCAACCCCAAUUACAUGGAACCCUUUACCUUCUGCUGCUGACAGAGUAGCAAAUCAAUUUAGCAGCUAUAAUAUAGAAAACAAUUCGAUCAAAAGUUUAAAUAUGCGACUGAGAGAACUCCAAGAUUCUCUUGACCAAGCAAGGGACCAGGCAAGAAACAAGUCCAGAAUUGUUGAUUUGUUGAAUGGAAAGAUUGACGAAUUGACUCACUACCUGGGUUCUCUUGAAGCUCAACACAGGGAAAUGAACCUAACACAAGAGGCUCAGAAUUUGCAAAUCAGAAAACUCAAGAGUAAAAAUGAAUCCCUUGGUGCUGAAAACGAAAAUUUCCAAUCGGAGCUUAUAGCGAAAUCAAAUGAAAUUGUACAGGGGAAGAAGCAACUUUCUAUAUUAGAAAACAAGUGUGCUGCAAUUAUGGAAGAGUUGGAAAAGAAAUCGUCAAGUUUUAAUGAUCUAUAUAAAGCUGCCUCGAAAUCAUUGUUAAAUGAAGAAGUUCUAUCUAAUUUAAAAUUGGAGAACCAUAAACUCCGAACCCAUAGUCAACAGCUAGAGGACGAGCUAGAGGAGUUUCGAAAAGAAAAACAAAACCAUGUAGAAGAAAUUAAUUUACGCCAUCCUUCGCCCUUACCUUCUCAAAAACUCACUAAUUCUACUUUUUCGCCCUUUUUGUCGAUACCAUUCUCUCCCGCUCACAUAAUUAGCGAGGAAAUCAAUAGGUCUACCUCAACCAUUAAUUCCCAAGCAAAUCAAAAAGAUGAUAUAGGAACAGAUCUUCUAGAUCUGGAGAAUGCUCUUUCACAGGAGCGUUUACGAAACAAAGAAUUAACCUCAGGAUUUACUAUACUUUCCGAAGAAAUUGGAAUCCAGAAAUGGAUUAUACAAAGCUUAUCCAGUAUGUCACCUCUUUUACACGAUUUUAAAAAUCGUUAUGAGAUUUCCAUGCCUGGAAUCGAUGACCCGGAUUCGACUGCGUUAUACUCGACCGUGGAGUCCAGCAGAGAAGAGAAUUUUCAAAGUGAAAAUGAAGUUACAUCAGGAUCUCCCUUUACAAGUCAAGUAUUUUCCAUCAACAAACAUCAAAGUACCUCCCCGAACACCGCUUUCUCUGAAAACGUGAACAAACGUCUAGCAAGUUUCAUACAAUUCAAAUGCCGACCUAUACUUGUUCAAUUCUUCAUCUCCUUUAAAUACACAAUUCGAGAUCUAUUGUAUAUUGUAUUAGCAGCUUUAUUUCAGCAACUUAUGAGGUUUUUAUUGUCGUUCUUUGAGGAACUAAUUCAAACAUCAAAUAAUGAAAGCAAUCUAGCUCAACCUUCAUGAUGAGUUUACAAUAAAUGAAGGCUAUUAUGAUAACGAAGGCGCCUGCCAAUCUUUUUCUCUUUUUCUUUCUUUCUUUUUUUUUUUUUUUUUGUUUUUAGGAAUAAGCUACUAAAGAGCAUUAAGUGGACUAUAUUCUAACCAAUGCUAUAAUUUUUCUUUUCAAAUUGUCAAAGUUCGUCAAUCAUAAUCAUAAUCAUAAUAUUCGCGGUAAUCAUUGGAGGUAUUCGGUCGUGAUAUUUAUUAUAGUUCAUUUAGGCUUGUAUGUUUCCUUUUCAGUUAAUAAAGAGUUUGUAAUUAUCCAG